This is a messenger RNA of Phymastichus coffea, 4136 nucleotides long. RefSeq names its product prolyl 4-hydroxylase subunit alpha-1 (gene PH4alphaEFB). NCBI's taxonomy places the organism in Eukaryota, Metazoa, Arthropoda, Insecta, Hymenoptera, Eulophidae. Gene Ontology annotation, cellular component: endoplasmic reticulum. The coding region runs from base 395 to 2053 and encodes 552 amino acids. Gene Ontology annotation, biological process: peptidyl-proline hydroxylation to 4-hydroxy-L-proline. The record is from RefSeq and is a predicted model, not a curated record. Gene Ontology annotation, molecular function: protein binding; L-ascorbic acid binding; iron ion binding. The transcript has 11 exons.
CGCGAGUGCUCGGGACGCGCGGACGUGCCUUCCACGUUACGUUCGUGCUUCGCUCCUUGCGACACGCGUUUGUUGUUUGUAUCCCCCCUCGUCGUUGUUUGCUAACACUGCCCAACAUUUUGUGUUGCGAUACAGCAUUGAGAGUUUCCAUUUUCUGCAAAUAACUCACGAGAGAGUGUGCGCGUAGAGCAGCAACCUUGAACUCCUCGAGAGGGGCACUGCUAAUAAAGGCCGGUUAUACCCAGACGAGUCAGCAGCGCACCACGUGCUUCGCAAUUUUCGACGGCGGCAGAGAAGGAAAGAAAGGAGACCACCGCUUCGGGCUAUCGAGCAGGGACAUUUUUUUCCCGUCACCCUAGUGCAUCAUCGUCGUCGUCGUCGCGACCGACUGACAAUGACGAGAUUAGCGGCAUGGCUGACAGGCCUGAUGCUGUUGCUUCUGGCGCAAACGGCCCGAGCAGAGCUUUACACGGCCCUCGUCGACAUGGAGGAGCUCCUCGAGACCGAGUCCGUCCUGAUCGACACCCUCCAGGGCUACAUCAGCUCACAGGAACAACGACUUGCCACGCUCAGGAGGAACGUGGAGGAUUACUCGCGCGAGCACGAGAAAGCCUCGCGCAAUAUCCAGCAAUAUCUGUCCAAUCCAAUAAACGCUUACCUGCUGGUCAAACGUUUGACCACAGACUGGCGCCGCGUCGAGGAGCUCAUCACCGAGGACGUCGGCAAAGCUUUCGUCGCUAAUAUUACCAGCUCGCGCGGUAAUCUCAAGUUCCCGACCGAGGAGGAUCUCCACGGCGCUGCCGUUGCGCUAAUGAGGCUUCAGGAUACUUAUAAACUUGAGACACAUCAGGUUGCCAGGGGCGUAUUGAACGGAGUGCAGUACAGCACGGGAUUGUCGGCGAGCGACUGCUUCGAGCUGGGCAGGCAGUCCUACAACACCGGCGACUAUUACCACACGGUGCUCUGGAUGCAGGAGGCCAUGGACCGUUUACAAGAGGAGCAGAACCGCACGAGCGUCUCGAAACCCGACAUCCUUGAGUAUCUUGCCUUUUCCACCUACAUGCAAGGUAACGUGGUGAGAGCGUUGAGCAUGACGAACGAGCUGUUGGACUUGGUACCGACGCAUCAGCGUGCCAUCGGCAAUCGGGCUUACUACCUCGAGGAAAUUCAGAAGCGCACCAAGGACGGUAGACGCAAACGUGGCGAAGAUGGCACAGAGGAUCUACCCGAUCAGCCGUUCACGGUGCCGGAGAAGAAGAUAAAGAGCGUGAGCGAGAUGACGGAGCGCGAGCGAUACGAGAUGCUGUGCCGCGGCGAGAUCAAGAUGCCGCUGAGCUUGCAGAAGGAGCUGAAGUGUCGCUACGUCGACCGUGGCAAUCCUUUCCUAAAGAUAGCGCCGUUCAAAGAGGAGGAAGUCUACCUGGAGCCGCGCAUUGUGAUUUACCACGACGUCAUCUACGACGACGAGAUCGAGACUAUCAAGAGAAUGGCGCAGCCGAGAUUCAAGCGAGCCACGGUGCAGAACUACAAGACCGGCGAGCUGGAAAUAGCCAACUACCGCAUUAGCAAGAGCGCCUGGCUGCAGGAGCACGAGCACAGGCACGUGCAAGCGGUCAGCCAGCGAGUGGAGCACAUGACGAGCAUGAGCGUGGAUACUGCCGAGGAGCUGCAGGUCGUUAAUUACGGCAUUGGCGGACACUACGAGCCUCAUUUCGAUUUCGCUAGGAGAGAAGAAAAGAACGCAUUCAAGAGUCUUGGCACUGGCAAUCGUAUUGCAACUGUUUUAUAUUACAUGAGCGACGUUGAGCAAGGCGGCGGUACGGUGUUUACUAGAAUCAACAUUUCUCUCUGGCCGAAAAAGGGCAGUGCUGCUUUCUGGCACAAUUUGAAACCCAACGGCGAGGGAGAUUACAUGACGCGGCAUGCUGCCUGUCCCGUGCUCACCGGAUCCAAGUGGGUGGCGAACAAGUGGUUGCACGAGAGAGGUCAAGAGUUUCAUCGACCAUGCACGUUAGAAAACCAGCCUGCCGAUCGGGACGACGGCCGUUACUAGACUCCCAAUUCCUUCGUUUCUUUUUUCCUUAGAUAAAGUGCAUUCUGAAGUUUUUCAUACACCACCGACUAGCCACUGCGUGUAGUCGUAAUAGAAACAUUAAACGUCGAUUACCCAAUUGUGUACCGUCGAGCUUUGAUGUGCAGCGCGAAUGAUGUAAAAAGAAGCUCGUAUAUGAAAAGCCAAAGGAUUAGAUAAUGACGUAGUUUGUAAAGUUUUGAGGACGACUUUCCCAAAGGUAGUGCAUUGCCACUUGUAAAAUUAAGAUAUGAACAUUAUUGAGACAAAAACAAUGUAAAAUAUAACCUCUCGAUUAAAGUCUUUCUUUACGGGAAAGUUCUGCUCGAAAGUUCAGGAGAAGGCGACAGAGUUAACAAUUGUCUGUUUAAGUUUAUAUUGGAGAACUAAUCGAAUAUUGAUGCGUUACUUUUUUGGAGAAACGCGUUACGGUUUUUAGCAAUAAAUAAUCGCGAAUGCAGUGAGUGAUAUCGCAGAUUUUAAUAAAAAAAUGUAUACUUAAAUAUAACGUAUAAAAUGUUAAGAAAAAGAAAAGGAUGAAGCAGCAAAACUAUUACAAAACUCUUGACAGAUGACUAAUGUUAUAAUGUAUGAUAAUGCGUUGUAAACUAAAUAACUAUAUACCGACUUACAGUACAUAUACAAAUGUCGUACAUAUUUUUAAAAAAGCAGUAUGAGAAUCAGAAAAUGAAUACGUUGCAAUGUUUUUUUCAACAACACAUAGCACAAAUAUAACAUAAUAGUUUUGUUUGACAGUGAAAUAUUAUCAUUCAUUUUUUUUUAAAGAUUAUUGAAAUGAACAUUAUGUUGAGUUUAUUGCACACAAUCAUUAACAGAGAAAUUUACAUAAAACAACGCUGUAGGUCAUAAUAAAAUUUUUAUUCUUUUUUGCUAAUGUUUGUUUUUUUAAAUGAUUGAUAAAAAAAUAAUAAAAUUAUAAAAAAACUACUGUACACAGAUAAACAUAUGUAAAUUAUGUACAAGUUUUAUAAUUAAGGUCAAAACAUUUAUAACUGAUCAAGAAUCUUAUAGUAUAAGUAAUUAAUACAGAGUAUCUUCCACAAUUACUAAAAAUUUGAAGAUACCAUUUAUUUAAGUUUAUAAAAAAUAUAUAAUUUAUGUUUAAUAAAAAUCUUCAAAGUUAUAAACACUUGUGAAAAGAAGAAUGUGAUUAUCUACACAGAAAAUGUAGAUUUGACAUUUUUUAUAAAGAAAUUUUUCUAAAACAACUUUUGUAUUACUUGUAUACAUUGUUCACGACAUACUUGCUAUAACUAGUUGACGAUUCACGCAUUUCUAACGUACACUGCCAAAGCAAUAUAUCCGCAAAUAUUAGCAAUAGCUACAAUGUAAAUAGUCAACAAGUUGUUUUGAUUUAACUCGUUGACUUUUUUCGAAUAAUAUGACCGUUCGCUAAUUUUAAUCCAGUUAUUAAAAUUUAGGCAAUAAUUUUAAGAUGACAUUUAUGAAUGGAAAAAUCGAAUCAGUCUAUUUUAUCCAAAUUAGCUAAGCAUUUGUAAUUUUACAAUAUUCUUUAAGUAUCCUUUUGGCAAUAUAUAAAACUUGUUAUUAACACAUUCUUCCGUAAUUCAUAAAUUAAUCGUAACACAAACUAAUUAUUUCAGUAGACUUCUAUAGAAAUCAUCUUAUUAACUUUUUCAAAUUUAAAUAAAUGGUAUCUUAAUUGAAUUGAAGUUAGUUCGUAAGACAAAUUUUUACAUCAGUUUAUAAUCAGUUACUAACCUGCUAAAACAUCUCAUCACCAUGCGAAGUUACUAUGAAAUAUAUAAUGAAAUGAAUAAAAUAUUACGAAAGUACGGGAAUUGAAAUGAAUGACAGUGCUUACGAUUCGAGUAGCUUGGGCACUCGUAAUAACUCGUAACUGCAUUAAUAGUGUGGUAUCGAAAUAUCCAGAUUAUGUUUAUAAUUAUUCAGCGCUCGUCCUUACAAAUCGUUAAAUGUUUUACAAUGAAAGACGUGACGAGUCAAUAAUCAAUAAACAUUUUCAUGAUAUAGUUAUGAAAAUAUGUCUUUAAAAAAUUAUACCUUCCCUCUAUUAUGUUAA